Messenger RNA from Drosophila willistoni, 787 nucleotides. Its product is annotated as arylalkylamine N-acetyltransferase-like 2. Gene Ontology annotation, molecular function: N-acetyltransferase activity. The coding region runs from base 8 to 679 and encodes 223 amino acids. Lineage: Eukaryota; Metazoa; Arthropoda; Insecta; Diptera; Drosophilidae. The transcript has a single exon. The record is from RefSeq and is a predicted model, not a curated record.
UGUCGAAAUGUCAAUUGUAAAUUCUAAGGAUGGGAUUACAAUCCGCAUUAUGACUGCAGAGGACUACAAGCAUGUGAAAUCUUUUAUGACAGAUCACUUUUUCACUGGUGAGCCACUUGGAGCGUCUUCGGGUGAGAAUGUGCAGCAUCAAAACGAGAAGGAGAAUGAUGAGUUUCAUCUAUCGAUGAUCCAUCAAGGCACUUGUCUUCUGGCCAUAGACGACAAUCAAAACGGACGCAUUGUUGGUUUAGUACUAGCCGGUGCCGAAUAUCCUAGUGAUCUGGAAAAGCAUCGCCGUGAGGCAGAAGAAAUGGAACAACAUUGUUUUGGACGCAUUUGUCGUAUGUCAUCCAAACUUGAAAUUGAAGCCAAUAUCUUUAAGAGGUAUCAAAUUUUCAAGGUUCUUUACUCUUACAUCACCAAUGUGGAUAGCUCAUUGAGGGGCAAGGGUUUGGGUUCCCGAUUGGCAGCCGCCCUAAUGGAUGUAGGUCGUUCGAAAGGCUUCCCUAUGAUGGCUGCCAUUUGUACAAGUUUCUAUUCUGCGCGACAAAAGGAAGCAUUGGGGAUGAAGUGCAUUCAUUCAUUGGCCUAUGCCGACUACAAGGAUGACCAAGGACAAGUAAUCUUUCAACCACCUGCUCCACAUACUCACGCUCGUUUUAUGGUCAUUAAAUUGUAGACACGUGAUGAUAAAUCUUCCACUUUGUGGGAUUGCGUUUGUGAUCUUAGUUUUUGUACUAAGCUAGCUGUUCAAUGAAGCAAUUCGUUUCAAAUAAGACUUGCUAAU